AUGGUGUUCAAUUAUUGGUGGGGACAAAAGGAGGAAGCCCGUAAAAUUCACUGGACUAACUGGAAGCAUUUGUGCAAAUCUAAAUUGCGUGGAGGGAUGGGUUUUCGCUGCCUUAAUGAAUUUAAUACAGCUAUGUUGGCCAAACAAUGUUGGCGACUUGUGCAACAGCCUCACUCGUUGAUUGCAAGGGUGUUAAAAGCCAAGUAUUUUCCUCACACUUCGUUUCUUGAUGUGUUGCUUGGAAACAGCCCAUCCUUCACCUGGAGGAGUAUAGUCAGCUCUCGAAGCUUACUAAAUGCCGGACUACGAUGGCGAGUUGGGAAUGGUGCGAGCAUUUCGGUUAAGGAUGACAAAUGGGUUCCACGGCCUCACUUACUUGGUUACUUCUUCAAUAGGAAUUGA
Camellia sinensis is the source of this 402-nucleotide messenger RNA. Lineage: Eukaryota; Viridiplantae; Streptophyta; Magnoliopsida; Ericales; Theaceae. The record is from RefSeq and is a predicted model, not a curated record.